AUGAGUAAAGUUAAGGGAAUAUUCCCUUUAUUCUUAGCCACAGCCUUUGGCAUUGGUAAUGGCAUCUGGGUUUUUGGACCAGCGUUAAAAGAGCAACAAGAAAACAACUUGCAGGCGAAGGCUUUUGAACACCCAAUUCAAACCAAGGAAAGCGAAGUGGCUAGGAUGGCAGAAGUAGAAGCAAGUCGCGCUGCUACUACGAAAACUUUGUUAAACCCAUCUGAGACUCCAGAGGCUUCUUGGUGGCAGUCUGCCAAAUUUUGGACAAGUUCUCAGCCAAAAUCCAAUGGUAAAUCAGAAUCGGAACCAAAAGAACCGAUUGCUGAGGUGAAGAAAUCAUGA
Messenger RNA from Botrytis sinoallii, 342 nucleotides. RefSeq lists its product as uncharacterized. NCBI's taxonomy places the organism in Eukaryota, Fungi, Ascomycota, Leotiomycetes, Helotiales, Sclerotiniaceae. Bases 1 to 342 code for a protein of 113 amino acids. The transcript is spliced from 3 exons. The record is from RefSeq and is a predicted model, not a curated record.